Magallana angulata is the source of this 1920-nucleotide messenger RNA. RefSeq lists its product as uncharacterized. The transcript has 11 exons. Lineage: Eukaryota; Metazoa; Mollusca; Bivalvia; Ostreida; Ostreidae. The record is from RefSeq and is a predicted model, not a curated record. Bases 273 to 1796 code for a protein of 507 amino acids.
AUCGGGCUCGGGAGACACUAACCAAAUUAUGAUUAUUUGGAAAGUACUGUUAAUUAAUUAACCAUGUUAACCAACGAUGGCUAUAAUUUCAUUUCUGUUUUAAUCAUAUAUUUCAUGGAAUCCAACCAUUAUUUGUAAAGCAAAUCGCUCCAUUACACUAUAGAUUAAAACAUUAACGCAUUUUCGGGUGAUUAGUCCAACCCAACUUGUCUGCGUGGAGAGUCACUUUGGAACUCGGUCUUAGUUUAAUCACUGAAGAUAAAUUAGAUGACAUGGCAGACGUGAAACAAGCAAUAGACGACUGGGUUUUAGAAUAUUCAGUGAAGAACCACCUAAAUACAGUUACUGAGGCAGCACUUUCCAGGUACAAUGCCAGGUUAUCUGCCCUUGAAUUACCAGACGUCCAGCUGGCUUGCAGUACAGUACAUGACAUAAUUGAUACAGCAUUGUCAGAUCCGAAGAAGCUAGAACUAGCUGUAGAACUGUUGGACUUCAUUUAUGUGUCUUGUCCUGAAGCUGUUGUGUUCAAACUUUAUUCAAAACUGGUGGUGGGCCUUAAAAUGCUGAUUUUACUGCAAAUGUUGAAGAACAAAGAAAAGGACUGUCUAGCAAUGCUUAUGAAGUAUUUUCCUCGCACUAAGCCAGAUUAUCCAGGAGUGUGUCCACUAGAAUUGUCCCGUCUUCACAUGGUUCACAACAAUUUUCGGAAGUUUUACCUCCCUUUGUUGGCAAACUGUAAACAAGCAGAAGCAUAUUUCCGAGAGGAAUUUUCAGACGAAUAUGGAAAUGAGUUCCAUGAGGCACUGAAGAAAAUGUGCACUUGGUUUGUUGACAGAAUUCAAAGUAAAUUUCCAAAGCCCAUGUUAAGCAAGAUAAUGGAAAAUCCAGGUUUUCUGAGCGAGUUCCAAAAUUCUCCCGACAUUCAGAUUUUACUGGACAUGGUUCAUGGCAAGACCAGUUUGACCUCUGGUGACCUUCUGGAAAUGUUGACCAUGGUGGACCCUGUGAAUACACAGGACAGGAUUCAGGUUCCUGAUACAUUUUCUCUAUCACCAAGGAGAAUUAGAUGUGAUUGUGAAGAGAAAGAUGUACAUACAAGUGUAAAUUACCUAUCCAAAAAUCAAAACAAUCAUUGUUACAGACAAGAGCAGAAGAAUUCUGCCAGGAUUUUGUCACAAGAGAGUGACACUAACCAUAGAAGCUCUAAUCAAUCUUUGUGUAGUUCAUCAUUAGGAAAUGAUGUUUUUGGAAAUGAUUAUGUCACAAUUGCCAAAUCUCAGAAAUCACCAGAUUCAACCGCCUCACCUUCAAAUUCUAGCAAAGAGACAAAUCAUAAGAAAUCGAAAAAGAAAUUACAUGCAGAUGGAGAGUUGCCUCUAAAGUCUAAUGAGGGAUCCUCUUCAAGUGGGACAGUGUUGUAUGAGGACUCUUUGGACUGUGGGGUCACCCCAUCACCUUUGGAGUAUGAUUGUUCAGUGGAACGAAGAGACAUAUCUGAGACUAGUGACACAAGAAAUGUACUUGGAGUAUUUAGGGAAGAAAAAAACUUACCUGUUGUGUCUCUGGAAGAUCUGGGUGAUGAAGGAAUGUCUGUGUCUGACAUCGACCAGUUCUCAGAUGAAGACAACCAGGUGGAUAUAGAAGAGUUGACAAUUGACUCCUCUGGCAAUGAUACCGGCACACAUCAUUACCAGGUGCCAGAUAUCUGCCGCCAUCACAGACAAAGAGUAACCCCUCUGUGUGUUGUCAAGUUGUAUAAAUCUCAGGUCUUCCAGAAACACAAUAUUUACUGUUGAAGUAGAGGGAAAGUAGUUCUGAUGACCUAAAGACUUAUCUGUUGGUCUCUGUAGGAGUCUGGUGAUUUUCUGUUGAAGAAUUGUUCUUUUAGUGAUUAAAUAAAUAUUUAUUUAUAGCAAUCAA